GCCUACCUCUUUGGCCACGAAUAAAUCCAAUGUUGUGUAAUGUAGUCCUUUUCAUAAAUGGAUAUGACGUCUCUCUCUCGAACAUUUUCAAUUCAGGACAUGUCCCCGCUGGAACCGGGGAAUUCGGGACCAAUUCGAGCCUGUCAGACCCAUAUGAUCCAGGCUCUGACCCAGAGUCCUCGUGUGCGAUUCCUCGUCCAUGCCCUCCAAUUGGCCGGUUGUCCCUUGAGCGCUGCUCGACAUUUGGCCGCUGAAACCUGUCCCCCUGGGCUGGCCGGUGGCUAUGAUCCUCUGACCCAUCAGGUGGUGGUCUGCGCUAACGAGUGUACCACCCCUGAGCGCGUGGAAGCCAUUCUGGCCCACGAGUUGAUCCAUCUGUACGACCAUUGCGUUCGGGAUCUCGAUCUCAUGCGCAAUGAACACUUGGCGUGCACCGAGAUCCGAGCGGCCAAUUUAAUUCACUGCCAAUCAUUGGAUGACUAUUUUACGACUCGAGAUCGAUGUGUCAAACAGAGGGCCGCGGGUUCGAUCAGUGUUAUUCGAGGAAUGUCUCGGGCACGGGCCACGCCCUUGGUGGAUCGUGUGUUUGACCAGUGCUCGAAAGACUUGGAACCUUUUGGACGAAUUCCCUUUCACAGGGAGUGUGAAGCGCUGGCGUACUCGGAUUUGAGGUUGCUUCACCGAUGGCGGAAAAUGAUAAAGUGAUCUUGUACUGUAUAUUUGUUCCAGUUGCAUUGAAUGGCGGAACAUUGAACAUUUAACUCAAUAUAAGAAUUCAUUCAGA
This is a messenger RNA of Tigriopus californicus, 784 nucleotides long. Its product is annotated as mitochondrial inner membrane protease ATP23 homolog. The transcript has a single exon. NCBI's taxonomy places the organism in Eukaryota, Metazoa, Arthropoda, Copepoda, Harpacticoida, Harpacticidae. The record is from RefSeq and is a predicted model, not a curated record. Gene Ontology annotation, biological process: mitochondrial proton-transporting ATP synthase complex assembly; mitochondrial protein processing. Gene Ontology annotation, molecular function: metalloendopeptidase activity. Bases 58 to 705 code for a protein of 215 amino acids. Gene Ontology annotation, cellular component: extrinsic component of mitochondrial inner membrane.